This is a messenger RNA of Kogia breviceps (pygmy sperm whale), 764 nucleotides long. It is a transcript of the gene ZC2HC1B, whose product is annotated as zinc finger C2HC-type containing 1B. NCBI's taxonomy places the organism in Eukaryota, Metazoa, Chordata, Mammalia, Artiodactyla, Physeteridae. The record is from RefSeq and is a predicted model, not a curated record.
AUUGAGGUUAUUGAGACUCAAUUACUGGCUGACUUGUUUUUGGAAUUUAGGAAGAGUGAAGACAGGAAACAGAAUAGAAGAAACAAUCAAGAAAACUUCCUUGGCUUCAAUGGCAAUCAGGAAUUAUUUCCCUGUGAAGUCUGUGGAAGACGCUUUGCAGCAGAUGUUCUGGAAAGGCAUGGACCAAUAUGUAGAAAACUGUUCAAGAAAAAGCAUAAACCUUUCAAUUCCUUAAAACAAAGAUUACAGGGCAGUGACAUUCCCACUGUGUGGAAGGCUCCUCAAUCCAAGCCUCAACCCAUGAGAAAAUCUAACUGGAGACAACAACAUGAAGACUUCAUUAAUGCGAUUCGAUCGGCAAAGCAGUGUACACUAGCCAUUAAAGAAGGCCGGCCUCUCCCACCUCCACCCGCUCCGUCCAUCAACCUAGAUUAUAUUGAGUGUCCAUAUUGUACGAGGAGAGUUAAUGAAACCGCAGCCAAUCGACACAUUAAUUUCUGCAAGGAUCAGUCUUCUCGCCGAGUCUUUGAUCCAGCCCAGACAGCAGCCAAAUUGGCAUCCAGGGCACAGGUAAACUUGGAGAAGUUACUUAAAUUCUUCGAGGCUCACUUUGAGGUGUGUCUCGCCGAGCUGUUGGGCGGAUUAUAGGUAAUACGAGUACAGUGCCUUGCACACAGGGGGCCCUGGUCUUUUCCUCUCCGCACAUUGCUCCGCCCUCCUUCCCCUCUCUCAUGGUCUCUUCCUAUAGCGGGAUAGGCACCACA